AUGAUUGAAAUGAUACCUUCAUAUCUUUCUUCAAGAAGGUUGUUUUCUGCUUCCUCAAGUGGACCACACAAGCCCGAUACAGGAAACAGUGGAGAUGUACCCAAAAGUAGUGUACCUAAAAUUCUAAGUGGAGGUCUUGCAUUGGGUUCGGUAUUCUUGGUUGUUUACUAUUCUGGGGCUUUGGAUAGUUAUAUUGACAAAAGGUCACCAAGCAUCAGUGAGUUCGACAAGGCCCGGCUUGGCUACAGUAACACACAGACAUCUCCCGAACAGCCAAAGGCAGAUGAAGCUCGUGAAAUAAGUGAAUCAAUUGACAGGAAGAAUUCGCAGGAGUCAGAUGUGUCAAGUUCCGAUAGCGAACAUGUGAAGCAAGAUGUUGAAACACAGGCAGAUGUUAGCAUCCCGGAAAAUUUCACAACUGAAGAGGAUAAAAGCUUUCAGGCCAAAGAUACGACUGUUCAGACUUCAGAGAAUGUCAAUACGCUUGAAGGGACAGAUGUGUCUAAUGCCCCUCAAAGCAGCAGCAUAUCAGUAGAAGCUGUGACUAGUGAACCAGCUGAAGUGAGUGUUGAUCUGAGUAGUUCAGGGGCGAAGCCUUAUGGGGAGCUGGUCAAGGCUAUUGAAACUGGACCAGAUGCUACCUCAGAAGACAAAACUACAGCUGAUAUUGAGAUGAAGUCUGUCCCGAGUGAGCAAACCACCAUUCAAGGUGUGCAGGAGGGUGAUGCUGCACAAAGAGUCGAUUCCCUCCUUGACGAUUACUGUUUAACAGAUGAUUCUGGAAAACAAUAUGCAUCUUCGUCUGAAAAACUUAAGGAUAUAAGUUCAGGACUGGAGGAUGUUCGGGAUGGUUACAUAACGAAAGAUGGAAAACUGAUUCUCGAUUUCUUGCAAGCCAUACAUGCUGCUGAGGAGAGGCAAGCAGAGUUGGAUGCUCGUACUUACUCUGAAGAAAAGAGAGCAAUUAAAGAGAAGUAUGAAAAGGAACUCAGGGAUGCAAGGGUCAGGGAACUCAUGUAUGCUGAGAGGGAAGCCAUUCUAGACAAGGAAUUGACUAGAGAAAGAAUUAAGGCUGCUGCUGCUCUCAAAUCACUUCAAGAAAAGUUAGAAGAAAAACUUAGAACAGAACUUGAGCAAAAGGAAAUGGAAGUCGAACAAAAAUUGAAGCAAAUGCGAGAUAUAGCUAAAGCUGAAUUGGCCGCAGCAAUUGCAAGUGAGAAAGCUUCCCAGAUUGAGAAAAUGGCUGAAGCGAAUCUUAAUAUAAAUGCUUUGUGCAUGGCGUUCUAUGCACGGUCUGAAGAAGCUCGCCAGAGUCAUUCUGUACACAAGCUUGCCCUGGGAGCACUAGCUUUAGAAGAUGCACUAUCCAAGGGUCUACCUGUACAAAAGGAAAUUGAGGCCCUCCACACUCAUCUUGAAGAUAUUGACAAAGACUCACUAGUAGAAGUGGUUCUAUCUUCUCUCCCCGAGGACACUAAAAAAUAUGGAACAGAUACUCAGUCCCAAUAUCAGAACAAUCUCCUGUCCUUGCAGUUUGAUGGCUUGAAGAGUACAUUGAGACAUUACAGUCUAAUUCCGCCAGGCGGUGGCGGAAUAUUAUCACAUUCAUUGGCUUACAUUGCUUCUUGGCUGAAGUUUAAGGAGGUGGACCAAUCAGGUGAGGGAAUCGAGUCUAUCAUAAGCAGAGUCGAGAGCCUGUUAGCUCAGGGUAAGUUGUGUGAAGCUGCAGAUACUCUGGAAAACGGGCUCGAAGGCAGCCAGGCAGCAGAAGUGGUCAAUGAGUGGGUUCGAAAAGCUAGAGAAAGGGCCGUUACUGAGCAAGCUUUGACUGUUUUGCAAUCUUAUGCAACUUCUAUCAGCUUAACGUGAAAUUAGUAAAUUACCCAUAUUUGAGUUUCUAAUUGUUUGUUACCAAGGGCUAUUAUGAGUUGACAGGCAUUUUGAGGAUGUUUUUUUCUUAUCAGGGCUAAAGAGUGUUUUAGCAGUUUUUGGCUGUUUUAAUCCCCAGUUGUUAUACUAUUGUAUGUAGUCGUGGGUUAUAAUAAAUUUCCCCCUCGAAUUGUCUGGAGAACGAUGAUUUUCCACCGGCCAGGUGGCAGUUUUUUUGCGGAAAAACGAAAAAUAGAAAAAGAAACCGACUCUUUAAGUGAUUUUGCAAAACUGUAUUCAGGAUGCAUUCAGUUGUUUUGGCUCGGGAAAAUCUUAUGAUGCCAAGUGAAAUGGAAAUGGAAAUUCUUGAAGACUUGUGUUUUUUGUAUAUUAUGUUUCAGUUUUUUUUGACAGGAAAAGCAAUAUGAAUGAUUCUUUGAUUGUGCUUCGACCUCAUGAAGCAACUCGAGUCGAA
Molecule: messenger RNA, 2344 nt
Organism: Striga asiatica
Lineage: Eukaryota; Viridiplantae; Streptophyta; Magnoliopsida; Lamiales; Orobanchaceae
Source: the annotation of a GenBank genome assembly